GCCGCUGAGCGUUGGGUCUCGUGAGCGCCGCUGGGGGGGGCGGGGCGGGGGUCCCGGGCGCCGCGGCGGGAGCGGGCGAGACCCUGGCGGCCGGCGGGCCCACGCGAGGCCGCGGCUUUGAGGCCUACCCCGGAGCGGGAGCUGCUCUGCCCCGCUGAGCUCCGCCGCCUCCGGAGGGCAGGCCGGCAGGCACCCCCGCAGCCGCCCGUGGGCACUGCCGAGCCGGCCCGGGAGGCGCCAGUCGCGGCUGGAGGUGGGUGAUGCCAAGCACAGCCAUGAAGAAAAAGGUGCUACUGAUGGGUAAAAGCGGGUCUGGGAAGACCAGCAUGAGGUCCAUUAUCUUUGCAAACUACAUCGCCAGGGACACACGGCGCCUGGGUGCCACAAUUGACGUGGAGCACUCCCAUGUUAGAUUUCUAGGAAACCUGGUGUUAAACCUCUGGGACUGCGGAGGACAGGACACCUUCAUGGAGAACUACUUCACCAGCCAGCGGGACAACAUCUUCCGCAAUGUUGAAGUCCUCAUCUACGUCUUUGAUGUAGAGAGCCGUGAACUGGAGAAGGACAUGCACUACUACCAGUCAUGCUUGGAGGCGAUUCUUCAGAACUCUCCCGAUGCCAAGAUCUUUUGUUUAGUGCACAAGAUGGACUUGGUGCAGGAGGAUCAGCGGGAUUUGAUUUUUAAAGAGCGUGAGGAAGACUUGAAGCGCCUUUCCCGUCCCUUGGAAUGUGUUUGUUUUAGAACUUCCAUCUGGGAUGAAACACUCUACAAGGCUUGGUCCAGUAUAGUCUAUCAGCUGAUCCCCAACGUGCAGCAGCUGGAAAUGAACCUGAGGAACUUUGCUCAGAUCAUCGAGGCAGACGAAGUGCUUCUGUUUGAGAGAGCCACUUUCCUGGUCAUUUCUCACUAUCAAUGCAAAGAACAGCGGGAUGUCCACAGAUUUGAGAAAAUCAGCAACAUUAUUAAACAAUUCAAGCUAAGUUGCAGUAAGCUGGCAGCUUCUUUCCAGAGCAUGGAGGUCAGGAACUCUAACUUUGCUGCUUUCAUUGACAUCUUUACAUCAAAUACCUAUGUGAUGGUGGUUAUGUCAGACCCUUCAAUACCUUCUGCGGCUACGCUGAUCAACAUCCGCAAUGCCAGAAAGCACUUUGAGAAGCUGGAGAGGGUGGACGGACCAAAGCACAGCCUGCUCAUGCGCUGAACGUCGGCCAAAGCACGUGGUCUUUGGGGGCAGAAGAAAAUGAGUCGGAACUAGUUAUUUUUAGGAGAAUCUAACAAUGUUGAUGUCUUUGGGCUUUGAAAUGAGUGUGCUGCUUUAUUUUUUCUCCUUUUAACGUUGGACACUAGUCACUCAGAGGAUGUCUGCAUACACUGUGGACCUUCUAAAGAGCCUUCCCUGGCCUGCGGGGGCUUGGGAAGAAGUGAGGAUGGGUGAUGUGCACAUGGUCUCAUACUCCUCGUUGUCAUAGUGGCACACGGCAAAGCCAUUCCGGAUGUUUUCCUCCUGGGUGAUCAUAUAAAUCACAGGAAUGGAAUAUUUACUGGUUUAUUGGUGGGUUGUUAGAAUACGUUUAUAAAUUUUUCCUUGUCUUCAGUCAUGACAAUAAAUUUUUGCUACCAGGGAUUUCAGAUCCUAAAGCUUCAGAAAAUGGGAUAUCUUUCUUCUAAAACUUGGGGCAGCUUUGGCAAGCAGGUAUGUAAUAGCUGCAUUUCUCCUUCCACGUUAUUGGGGUUGUUGACUGAAGACCAUUCCAGAGUUUCAUUUAAGAUAAUAGUUUUUUUCCCCUCAUGUGGAGGCAAAAUUCACUUGGCUGGUGAAGCAGUCGGGCUGGCAUUGGCCUCCUUACACUCGCCAAAGCGCUAGAAAGACCACGGUAAAUAAAAGGGGCCAAAGACCCUCAUUGACCAAACAGCAGGAUGGUCCUGGCGCGCCUGGUGUUGGUCCUGGUGCGCCAGGAGGGGCUGCGCGGGCACGGCGGAGCCGCAGGGCGCGGUGUGGGUGGUGUGUGCAUGAGCUAUAUUAGCUACGUUUGCGACGAGCCUGUCGGACAGUGUUUGGCACCAAUGUUACUUGACUUGUCUAUUUUUUAAUGAAUUUUUUUGUGUGCGUUUCCAUUAAACAUAGGAACAACAAAA
Columba livia (rock pigeon) is the source of this 2137-nucleotide messenger RNA. RefSeq names its product ras-related GTP-binding protein A. Gene Ontology annotation, biological process: cellular response to starvation; negative regulation of autophagy. The transcript has 10 exons. Gene Ontology annotation, cellular component: nucleus; lysosome; Gtr1-Gtr2 GTPase complex. Gene Ontology annotation, molecular function: GTPase activity; GTP binding. NCBI's taxonomy places the organism in Eukaryota, Metazoa, Chordata, Aves, Columbiformes, Columbidae. The record is from RefSeq and is a predicted model, not a curated record. Bases 261 to 1202 code for a protein of 313 amino acids.